This is a messenger RNA of Aureobasidium uvarum, 321 nucleotides long. Lineage: Eukaryota; Fungi; Ascomycota; Dothideomycetes; Dothideales; Saccotheciaceae. The record is from the annotation of a GenBank genome assembly.
AUGUCGUCAAGCCAAAUGCAAGAGAUCAUGGAGAUGCCCCGCGAGUUUGUCAAGGACGGCACCCAAUUCAUCAACCGCUGCACGUACGUGUUCUUGCCUAUUUCCUCUGCCAUCUCCUCCACUCUGCUCUCCCGCCCUCUCUUUCCACGCGCAGAUACUGACAUCGUUUCUUCUCUGCAAAAAACAGUNAAGCCCGACAAGCGCGAAUUCCUCAAGAUCAGCCAGGCCGUCGGUGUCGGUUUCCUCGUCAUGGGCGUUAUCGGUUACGUCGUCAAGUUGAUUCACAUCCCCGUCAACAACAUUCUCGUCGGUGGCGCAUAA